GUAGAAAUACUGCCAGAGAGACUGGAAUGGACAGAGAUCUUUCUGAGUACCUCAAAAUUAUUGUCGAAGUGAUGGAGAGUUCAUACAAAAAGUGGAAAUCCUUGAUAAAAGAAAACAGAGAAAAAUACCAUGACUUAAACGCGUUUACUGUGGAACAAUUAAUGAUCCUUCAAGUAGAAAUUGCAAAAUUUAUGCACGAGCAAACAUCUUCAAAUUCGUUCUUGUUUCAUUUGCUGCAUUUUGUAAAGAAAGAUUGUACCGAAAAUGACUUAAGAAAUGCAUUACAAGAGGCACGAGAAGACAUUUUCAAAAUGGAAAAUAAGACUGAAACGUCACAAGAACCUUGUGAUACUGGAAGAAAGGACGAACAAUAUUGGAAAGAUGUUGAUGCAUUCCUAAAACUUGCGGAACAGAAGAAAUUUUCCCGUAAACUUGCUUUAUAUGGAAUUCAGAUCAACGAAAUUAAUGUGAGACAGCCUAAAGAAGGACUGAAAUGGUGUUUACGUAACUCAAAAAAGUAUGAAGCAAUCAUCCCAACAACAACUGAAGAAAGACCAGUCCGUCAAACUCUAAAUGCUUUUGCGGAGGAAAUCGAGAAAGAACUAAGGUAA
Molecule: messenger RNA, 611 nt
Organism: Saccostrea cuccullata (small rock oyster)
Lineage: Eukaryota; Metazoa; Mollusca; Bivalvia; Ostreida; Ostreidae
Exons: 2
Coding region: 27-611 (194 amino acids)
Molecular function (GO): ubiquitin-protein transferase activity; ATP hydrolysis activity
Source: RefSeq, a predicted model, not a curated record